This is a messenger RNA of Suillus plorans, 1941 nucleotides long. Its product is annotated as calcium/proton exchanger. The transcript is spliced from 17 exons. Bases 31 to 1449 code for a protein of 472 amino acids. Lineage: Eukaryota; Fungi; Basidiomycota; Agaricomycetes; Boletales; Suillaceae. Gene Ontology annotation, molecular function: calcium:proton antiporter activity. The record is from RefSeq and is a predicted model, not a curated record. Gene Ontology annotation, cellular component: fungal-type vacuole membrane. Gene Ontology annotation, biological process: calcium ion transmembrane transport; intracellular calcium ion homeostasis.
CUGGCCGAGUUCAGAAGAGCUGCAACUUUGAUGCUGCAGCCAGAAAAACGGAUAGCUAAAGCCCCCACUGUGUGGAGAAGCAUUCAAGCAAUCGUUUUUGCUUCAUGGCUGAAUACCUUAUUGGUCUUUAUCCCGAUAUCUUGGGCUACGAACUUUGCUCUACCCGAUCAGCACACUCUUACAUUUGUAUUUGCAUUUCUGGCUAUCAUACCGCUGACCAAGCUUCUCGCCUUCGCGACUGACGAAUUGUCGUUACGAGUCGGUCAAACUCUAGCUGGUCUUCUCAACGCUACAUUGGGAAAUAGCGUCGAACUCAUCGUAUCAAUAAUCGCGCUCGCGAAGUGUCAGCUUACAAUCGUUCAGUCGUCCUUGGUGGGCUCCAUCCUGAGCAAUCUCUUGCUGGUACUGGGCAUGUGUUUCUUUGCCGGUGGUCUCCGCUUCUCGGAACAGGGAUUUGGUCAAAGUGCUGUGCAACUUAAUGUGUCAUUGCUGACCAUUAGCGUGAUUGCUGUUCUGUUACCUGGGGCAUUUCACAUGGCUCUUCAGGGUCCAGGAUAUGACGAAUUGUCGACCGAUUACAACAUAUUGAAAACUAGUCAUGGCGUGCGUAGAUUAUUGUUCGUAGUAUUCUACGCUUCAUAUCUGGUUUUCCAGUUAUGUUCGCACAAAGCCCUCUACGAUGAUGUCAACGAAGAUAUGCAACCAACCAAAGCGUACGCAGGCCAGAAUCCAUUUCGGUUGAGGAGGCGUAGGAUCAUCACGGACGGCGAAAACGUGCCUUCCCCGAGUUUGACGCAUGACAGAGAGGCAGCCGCAACGUCGUCCCACCCCACAGAUCCCAAUCCUGACGUGGAACCUGGGACUUAUUCCAUAACAUCAGUGGAGACUGAGAUUCAACCACUGAUGAACCUCGCUGUGUGCUUUUGGCUUUUGGCUGUCGUAGCUGUGUUGACUACUGCUACUGCAGUGUUCCUCGUUGACUCAAUUGAUGGCCUGACUUCAUCCGGGUCGAUCAACAAGGAGUUCGUUGGUAUUAUUUUGCUCCCGAUCGUUGGUCACGCAGCGGACCACGUCAUUGAAGUUACGGUAUCCGUCAAGGAUAAACUGACUUUAAGCUUGGGCGUUGCCGUGGGUUCGAGUAUUCAAAUUGCGCUCUUUGUGAUUCCAUUCAUCGUGACACUUGGUUGGAUUAUGAAUAAGCCACUGACACUUCUCUUUGACCCGCUGGAAUCUAUUGUCCUGUUUCUUUCCGUCCUUACUGUCAAUUACGUCGUGCAGGACGGCAAGUCAAAUUGGUUGGAAGGAAUGAUCCUCAUGUGCGUGUACAUGAUUUUGGCUGUAACAUUUUGGUAUUAUCCUGGUAAGCCCCUCGUCGGUGUAACUGAAGACUGUCCCACAUAUCCAAUGAUGGUCUCACUAGGUACCCAAGGGAUCUUUCCAAAUUGCUAGACCAGACCAGCAUCGAUAUCUCCGAUGAAUGGAGGAUUGCCACGAGCUCAGUACUACUCGGCUUCGACCUAGGCCACUUUCUUAUCGAAUCAUAUUCGGCACCAUACACUAUCACGCUCUUUUCUUUCUGAUAUUUAUGGUUUGGACUAGGAACCCUUAGCUCUUAUCUAAUUCCCAUUGCAUGGGUACUCCUACUUACCUUUUACAAGCAAUCUGCUCACCUGUAGACAUAUCAGUAUCGUUUAUCAUCCUCUCAGAUUUCUUCACAUUAGCAACAAAGAGUAGACUACAUUUGCCGUUUCUUUCCUCAUCCGUGGUUGAAAAUAAUGUCCGAACGUCGUGAUAUGAUAAUUGAUUCCGGAACGCCCUGAACGGAGCUCACAGGUGUCCAUUUUCCAGAACCACUUCUUCUUAACGUACCAACAGUACUGUGAUAAGAGAUCAUAACGCCACAACAAUAUAAAUCUUGAAGAGAAAAUUGUUCGGGCGCUC